This is a messenger RNA of Mobula hypostoma (lesser devil ray), 3051 nucleotides long. RefSeq names its product syndecan-3-like. The record is from RefSeq and is a predicted model, not a curated record. The coding region runs from base 114 to 1103 and encodes 329 amino acids. Gene Ontology annotation, biological process: cell migration. NCBI's taxonomy places the organism in Eukaryota, Metazoa, Chordata, Chondrichthyes, Myliobatiformes, Myliobatidae. The transcript has 5 exons. Gene Ontology annotation, cellular component: membrane; cell surface.
GCCGGGAACCGGAGACUAUAUUAGUUCCGAGCUCUAACAUUUUAACUCAGUAAAGGCAGCUCUAUAUAUUGAUAAAAGGGGAUUUCUUUGCCGGAUUUACUUUAAAGCUAAUAAUGAAGAUGUCACGUUUCAGUCUUAAAUUUCUCCUGACCCUGGUAUUUGCCACCGUCGUGCUGGCUGUCCAUUCUACAGAGUGGCCGAAAAGCUCACUGUCCAAUGAACUGGAAGCAUCUGGCAGCUAUACUGUAGAUGAUGAAGAUGAUGACUUUUACUCUGGUUCCGGUUCUGGUGAUGGCUUUAUGCUGGAAAAAAGCUAUUCUACUGCAGAGUAUACAAAAACAGUGCCCUCAACAGCUCCAAGCAGUUCACACUACUCAAGCCAAGUACCUGUAACUGAGAUCUCAAGCCAAGAUGUGUUGAAAGAUUUAAGCACAGUGCAAGUACAUCCUGAUGUGUUGGUUUUUAACACCACUACUGACACAACAUUGACCACCACCCCUAUGUCUUCCACUACUGUUUUGAAAAACUUUUUUGAGCCUGUUCCUGAAUUCACAGCUAAUAAUUUCCAGCCACGGGAUGCUAACGCCAACUAUGACACUACUGCUACUGUUUCUCAAAUGCAUACAACUAGAUCUAACAUUGCACCCAGGAUACUUAACCAUGCAACUACUGUCAUCAAAGAAGAAUCCUCUACUGUGUCAAGUGUGAUUGCAGCAAAUGAAAUAACUACAACAGGACUAACGGAAGAUAAUGAAACUCAAGAGGAUGCAACAAUAAUAGUGGAUUUUGACAGUCAAACAGAGGACUAUUUCAUCAGUGAUGUUAAGAAAGAAACUUUCGUAAACGCUAAGCCAAGUUUAGGCAAACCAGCAGAAGACAUCUCGCCUGAUUACAAUAGAUCUCUGAGUAUUUUGGAAAGGCGUGAAUUAUUGGCAGGUGCUGUUGCUGGAGGACUCGUGGGACUCAUGAUUGCUGUUUUGCUGAUAGUAGUGUUGGUAUAUCGAAUGAAGAAAAAGGAUGAGGGAAGCUACACAUUGGAUGAAUCUAAGCAACCUAACGGAGGGUACCAAAAGCCACAAAAGCAAGAGGAGUUCUAUGCCUAACUCAGUCUUACAAGUUCUGCAUCAUUCUUUUAUGCCAUAAGAUCAAGUUGUAUUUUUUUCCUUUCUUUUCGCCUGCAUUACAAAAUGAAUCGGAAAACUGCCAUUCUAAUCUUGAUCUCUGCGAUAAUUGUACUUUCUGACAUUUUUGAGACAGGCAGAGAUAAUGUACUUGUUUAAUGGGAAAUAUUGCAAUUUGGCUUCUUAGGCAAGAAGGUUUAGUUAAACUUUCACUUCAGUUUUUAUAUUCUGGUAGAUAACAAAGUUAGGCUUUAAUUUGAAUAAAAAAAGUUGGGCAUCUACAAUACUAAGUUGUAAAGCUGCAAAAUGUCUACACAUGUAAAUUUUUGUAAUGUAAAAAUAUUUACUAAAUGGGAGGGAUGGAAGGCGACAGAGAUACUGAUGUGAUUUCAAACUAUAUGAAAGCUUAUGAUAUGUAUCUAAUUAUAUAGGUAUAUAAUACAGAGAAGACUGUGCUUGGCUAUGCAUUUGUUUAUAUUUUGUGUUGUAAAAUGUUAUUAACUGAGAACAUGCAUUACCUUUUUAAAGAGCUGAUAUAUGAAUUGAUAUACUAAUUUUAACAAUUUCUCUGGGUUUUUUUUGACAAUUGAAGGAUUAAUUGGAAAAUUAUGUCCUUAUCAAAUUGUCCAAUUAAUCAAAAUAGGAUGGCAGGAACAGCUGACAUUUUCUUGAGUUACAUUUUUUUUAAUCCUGAUGUUUUUCAGCUUCAUUCCUGUCAUCAUUAUGUUUAUUGUAAUAUAACUAGUCAUUGAAGCACCUGAUCUAUUUUAAAGAGCUGGAUCUCAAAGUUUGUAUAAGAUGCAGUAGUUCUUGGAUGAUCCCUCCCAACUCCACCACCAUUUUGCACAGGCAGGUUUUUUUUAAAAUUCCUGAACUUCACUUUUCUUGGUGAUAUAACUUAACUAAAUAAAGUUGAUACAUUUUUUUCAGUUAUACCUUUUGUCUGCUUACUGUAAGUAUACUGUAAUUUCCUAAUCUAGCAAUACAGCUAGUUUAUGCUGAGACUUUGAAAGGUCUGCAAACAGAGUCAUUUACUGAAUGUGACAAGCAAAGAAGAAGUCAAGCACCUUUCUGUAUAGAUGGAUAUAUAAGAGUGGAACCUUGAACUGUGUUGGAGAGGUUUCUUUUUCAACUGCCUCCCCAGUUCCUAAAAAAAAUUAAUAUGCAUGAUGAUUUCCUGAUUUUUUUUCUUAUCAACGUCAUGCAUUUUGAAGCUGUCAUGAAAUUGUGAGCAAAUGAUUUAUUAAGUAAACAGUGGUGUGUGCCUCAUGGUUCCAGCUAGUCCACUUAAUUUAAAUUAGGCUGUGAAAUUGAGCUGUAUUCACAACCUGAUCCCUCUGCAGGAUGAGAUCUGCAGAACACUUCUAAGGUAACAAAGAUUAAAACAUACAAAUUUUUUUUGUACAACAGAAAUAGUAGUCAAUUUGAGGAUUGAACCAUUUGUAACUACCAAAAAAAGGCUAGUUAUCAAAAGAUUUGGUUAAACAUAGGGAUCGUCACUUAGUGAUUAAUUCCUUCAGUGUUGAAGUAUGUAUGAUGGUUUCUAUUUAUUACCUGUGCUAUUUCUAUAUGUAUCAAGCAAUAAAAACACUUUGGCACACUAACUACUGCAAUUUGGCCACUGUUCUGGAUUUUUUUGUGUUUCUUAAAGCAUUUGCAGGAGGAAAUAUCUUCAUGGAAACUUAAAAUUGAUAAUAUAAACUGGUGUAGAUCGGUAAAGCAUGUCAGGUUUCUGGAAAUUUUAUCUGAUGUAAGCAGUAUCUAAAUUGCAAGCGUGCUGUGGAUCUUACCCAUUGGUUGCUGCAAGGAUGAAAUUUGGCCCAGCUUGGAAAUGUCUCAGAACAGACUGUCUGUAAAGCCAUGUGAUAAGUGAUUUGAAAUGUUACCACUGUACCAAAUAAGCCGAGGAGCAAAAUUUUGUUUUUAAACU